GGAUGGCCAAAAUGGGUGAAAAGGAGUGGUAUUUUUUCUGUGUGAGGGACAGAAAAUACCCAACUGGUCAAAGGACUAAUAGGGCGACUGGUGCUGGUUACUGGAAGGCCACAGGCAAAGACAAAGAGAUUUACAAGGCAAAGACACUUAUUGGGAUGAAGAAAACUCUGGUUUUCUACAAAGGAAGAGCUCCAAGUGGUGAAAAAACAAACUGGGUCAUGCAUGAAUACAGAUUAGAAAAUGAUCAUUCCAUGCACAAUCCACACAAAAAGGCCAUGAAUGAUUGGGCCAUCUGCAGGAUUUUUCAGAAGACUAACUGUGACAAGAAAAUGCAGAUUUCUGGUUUGGUGAGGUUCUCCUCCUUUGGAAAGGACAUGCCUUCAUUGAUGGAUUCUUCUCCAUACAACACCAGUGAAGCAAAGCCUGUUUUGGGGGAGUCAUCACACUUCUCUGAUCCAAACCAAAGUGAGGACCAAAGGUCACAUGAUGAGAACAUAGUUGAUAGCCUUGAAACUCUCAUGAUGCCAUCAUCAUCUUCAUAUUCUUCAAACCCCUUUGAUGUUUCCCCUGCCUCAUGGAGUUUUGCCAAAUCUGCUCCGGCUGUGCCCCACCAAUCCCCCCAAGCUGGGAACUCACACUACUCAGACUAUUUCAUGGCUCAAGAACAGUCCAUGUUGGGGAUGUUGAUUGAAAACCAUGGAUCAAGUACUAGCCUAAGAACUGAGACAGCACAGGAUAAAGACUUUGAUGCUGACAUGUCCUCUCUGAUAUACAACAACGAAAUGCUUCAAAGAUCAUUUGGGAACCAGGAAUAUUCAUCACCUUCUGUAGGACAUGUGUAUACUAGUGACCUAUGGGGAUUCUAA
This is a messenger RNA of Sphenostylis stenocarpa, 866 nucleotides long. The record is from the annotation of a GenBank genome assembly. Lineage: Eukaryota; Viridiplantae; Streptophyta; Magnoliopsida; Fabales; Fabaceae.